UUUUAAUAAACCACGUGCGCCCUGCCUCCAAAGCUUAAACUCUCACCUCUCUCCAUUUUAAAUUAUGUCUACUGCUCAAGGAAGUAACGAGGCUCUGGAGAGUGCUGGAGGUUUGGUAGACAAGUACCAGGUCUCAGAUCAACGCUUCUACGACCUCAGUGGCCUACUUAGAGUGACAUCGGACCGUCUCACAAAUGGAAGUGGACAGUCAGAUGUUGAUUAUCCUUUUCUCUCGUCUCUGUUUCCAUCACUGGAUGGUAUGCCACUCAUCGGUGAUGUAGACCAUACUCCUUUACCAUCGGAACUGGUCCAGGAAUUUGAGAGUAUCCUCCUAAUACAUGUACAUUAAUGAAUAUAAUAUAAAG
Messenger RNA from Amphimedon queenslandica, 365 nucleotides. RefSeq names its product nuclear pore complex protein Nup155-like. NCBI's taxonomy places the organism in Eukaryota, Metazoa, Porifera, Demospongiae, Haplosclerida, Niphatidae. The record is from RefSeq and is a predicted model, not a curated record. The transcript has 2 exons. The coding region runs from base 65 to 349 and encodes 94 amino acids.